AGACAGCCAUGAAGAGGAAAAAGAAGGAGGCGCUGCGGGGAGAGGCGGCGCCAACACACUGGCGCCAGAUGCGAAAGAUCUGCGUCGUCGAGCUGCUCAGCGCGAUGCAGGUGCGGCGCAUCCAGUCCAUCAUGCAGGCCGAGAUCGCGCACCUCGUGGAGUCGGUCGUCGCCGCGUCCUCUGCCUCGCCGUCCUCCGGCUCCGCCGUCAUCGAUGUCGGCAAGGGGCUGGCCAGGCUGACCAACAGCGUCAUCGCGAGGGCGGUGUUCGGCGGCAAGUCUCGGCAGCAGGAGGCGUACCUCCGGGAGCUCGACGUAAUGGCGAUUCUCGGGGGAGGGUUCAGCUUGGUGGACCUUUUCCCGUCGUCCCGGCUGGUGCGGUGGCUGAGCAGCUCCGGCCGCGCCAUGAGGAGGCUCCACUCCCGGAUGCAGAGCAUCCUAGGAGACAUCAUCCAAGAUCGAAAGGAGACCAAAGUACCGAAUGCUGCUACCGCUAGAGACAACGAGGACCUGCUGGACGUGCUCCUCAGGCUGGGCAAGGAAGACACCCUCAGUUUCCCUCUCACGUCCGAGAUCAUCAGCGCCGUCAUCUUUGAUAUAUUUUCAGCUGCUACGGACACCACGGCUGCCACGCUAGAAUGGGCCAUGGCAGAGCUCGUCCGCAACCCGCAGGCAAUGGCAAGGGCGAAACUUGAAGUCCGACAGAUGCUCGGGCAUCGCCGCAGCUCCAACAUCACGAGCGCCGACCUCGUCGGCCUGCACUAUCUUCGGAUGGUCAUCAAGGAAACGCUGAGGCUGCACCCCUCCGCGCCGCUGAUCCACCGGGCGAGCCAGGAGAAUUGCCGGGUCAUGGGCUACGACAUACCCAAGGGCACCGCCGUCAUGAUAAACGCCUUCGCAGUGGGGAGGGACACGGCGCACUGGGGAGCGGACGCCGCGGAGUUCAGGCCGGAGAGGUUCGAGGGCAUGAGCGUGGAGUACAGCUCGCAAGGACCGCACAUGGAGUACAUCCCGUUUGGAGCUGGCCGUAGGCAGUGCCCUGGAGCCCUGUUCGCGACCACCAUGCUCGAGCUCGUGUUGGCCAACCUGCUGUAUCACUUUGACUGGGCGAUUCCCGGUGGGGCAGGCCCGGAGACGCUGGACAUGGGCGAGGUGUUUGGGAUCAUCGUGCAUACUAGGUCCAGCCUGCACCUGCAGGCAUCCUCAGCAUGCCAUCUACAAGACCAGACCAUCGGUGAACUGUCCUAGAAAUUAUUCACAGACAAUACUGUUAAAACAUCCCACAAGUUUUAUCUGUUGAGCAACCAAGUUGUAAUAAUACACCAAAUAAUGUUUAUUCCUUCAAUA
Molecule: messenger RNA, 1346 nt
Organism: Triticum aestivum (bread wheat)
Lineage: Eukaryota; Viridiplantae; Streptophyta; Magnoliopsida; Poales; Poaceae
Product: desmethyl-deoxy-podophyllotoxin synthase
Exons: 2
Coding region: 9-1247 (412 amino acids)
Molecular function (GO): oxidoreductase activity, acting on paired donors, with incorporation or reduction of molecular oxygen; iron ion binding; monooxygenase activity
Source: RefSeq, a predicted model, not a curated record